GCUUUCUAAUCAGCCGGGGGAGAUGCUGAGGGGGCGUGUUGGCCACCGUACGUGAUGAUAUCAUUAGGACUUGCCCAUUGCUUCUCUUUCUGCCCCUCCAGCACCGAACCGAACCGGGAUUGAGUGUCUUAUGUCAUCAGCUACGUCAUGGGGCGAAAAUCUGUUAGAGCGAAAGAGAAGAAGCAAAAGCGCCAAGAGGAGCGUGCUGCCAUGGCUGCAGUACAUGCUAAGGUGCAAGCAGCCAACCAGCUUGGUGACCCACUUGGUGCAUUCCCAGUCUUCAAGAAAUUUGACAGAAACGGGUUGAAUCUGACAAUAGAGUGCAGCAGAGUGAGGGAUUUGGACCAGAAGACUCUAGACUGGGCAUUUGAACUCACAAAGACAAAUAUGCAGCUGCUCUAUGAGCAAAGUGAAUGGGGAUGGAAAGAGAGAGAAAAGCGCGAGGAACUAACAGAUGAGCGUGCCUGGUAUCUUCUUGCCAGAGAUGAGCUUGGAGCCCCUGUCGCUUUUGUGCACUUCAGAUUUGAUGUGGAGUGUGGAGAUGAGGUUCUUUAUUGUUAUGAAGUACAGUUAGAAGUUCGUGUCCGCAGGAAAGGAGUAGGGAAAUUUCUGGUCCAAAUCUUACAGUUGAUGGCGAAUAGUACACAGAUGAAGAAAGUUGUCCUUACAGUAUUUAAACACAAUCAUGGGGCUUACCAGUUCUUCAGAGAUGCGUUACAGUUUGAGAUAGAUGAGACCUCUCCCAGUGUAUCGGGGUGCUGCAGUGACGAUUGCACUUAUGAGAUUCUGAGCCGCAGGACAAAGUAUGGAGACACCUCUCAUUCACAUUCAGGACAGUGUGCUGGCUGCUGCCAUUGAACAAACCUUUGGAUGGACAUGUGGAUUCUUGUGGUUUUGAAUGGACAAAAAAUUGUCUUUUUGUUUUCCCCUCCUUUUUUAAAUUUAGUGGUGUUUUAAAUACCGCACUUUUGUGCACGUCCAUUUGACUUGCACCGUUGCAAGUUCUUUUAAUAUUAAAUAAAUUCUCUUUGAACCCAA
Messenger RNA from Nanorana parkeri, 1038 nucleotides. RefSeq names its product N(alpha)-acetyltransferase 40, NatD catalytic subunit (gene NAA40). Bases 148 to 858 code for a protein of 236 amino acids. Gene Ontology annotation, molecular function: histone H2A acetyltransferase activity; histone H4 acetyltransferase activity; protein N-terminal-serine acetyltransferase activity. The record is from RefSeq and is a predicted model, not a curated record. The transcript has 8 exons. Lineage: Eukaryota; Metazoa; Chordata; Amphibia; Anura; Dicroglossidae. Gene Ontology annotation, cellular component: nucleus.